AUGGCAAACACCGGCCUGGAGAUGUUUUCCUGGGAGCUCCGAGACCAGGAGCCGUCAGUGGCAUCCUGCACUCUCCACGGCAGCUCAGCCCUCCAUCAGACCCCUGCGUUCAUAAUGGUUCAAACCAACGAAACGGCAAUUCUGUACUGUGAGGCUAGAACCUUCCCUGCAAACACACGCAUCUACUGGCUGAGACAGCGCCGGGCCCCAAGCAAGGACAGCCACUACGAGUUCCUGGCCUUCUGGGAUCCUGGGAAAGGAACGGUCUAUGAUGAGGAGCUGAAACGGAAGCUCAUCGUGUCUCGGGAUUUGACCCGGACCCUUCUCAACCUCAUACGCGUGGAGCCUGCAGACAGCGGCUUCUACGUCUGCGCGACCAUCGGGAGCACCUUGCUGUCCUUCGGGAAGGGAACGCAGCUGGACGUGGUGGAUGUCCUUCCCACCACUGCCCAGCCCACCACGAAGUCCACCCCCAAGAAAAGAGUGUGCCGGAUCUCCAACCCAGUGACCCGUAAGGGCAUGCCUUGUGGUCCCCUCACCCUUGGCCUGCUGGUGGCCGGUAUGCUGGUUCUGCUGGUGUCCCUGGGUGUGGCCCUCCACCUAUACCGCCUGCGGAGGAGAGCGCGGCUUCGCUUCAUGAAACAGUUUUACAAAUGAGCAGAAAACACAUCGUGGUGUCCUGUUACAAAAGACAUUGGUCAGGAAGGAGCCAGACCUGGAAAUAUGGAAGAGAAGGGACUCAUGCAACCACGAAAACGUCACUCACCCGCUGAAGCUGCCUGCUUUUAACUGCUGCAAGUGCUUUCUGUGGGCCUCAGGAAGGGAGCCACCUGUUCCUCAUCACUGGAACCUUGGAGAGAAGGCGUCAGGGCCCUCAGGGCACUCUGCGGUGUGUGCCAUAGGAAAUGCCCACACCCCACUUCCGGUGCCUGUGCGCUCCUUGGCUGGACCCUCAGGUGGGGGCUGUCAGGUCACCGUCUCUGCCCACGGCUGUGCGAUGAUCGGGCGGGGACACUGGUUUGGGAUCACUCAUGGGAUGAUCCCGGAAUAUCUCCCCAUUGGUCUUCCUGGGCUAGAGCUGACAUUCCUCCCAGAAAGAGGCCAGACCCAGCUUGGGAAUGAGGCUUCCCGAGGGAUUGCCUGGCUCCCAGCAGCCAUGUUCAUCUCUGAGACCCUCGUUGGGGCUGGGAAUUGGUGGGGCUGCAAAUAGACGUUCCCUUCAUCCUCCGUUAAGAAGUGUGUCAGCUUUCACGUCUACUCUCCAUGGGGUGGAUAUUUCUUCUCUCACUUUCUGUUGUUUUUUAUGAGAAUGUCUUGGUUGUAAAAAUAAAGUUCUGGGUUAAAGCAGCA
Molecule: messenger RNA, 1350 nt
Organism: Tupaia belangeri chinensis (Chinese tree shrew)
Lineage: Eukaryota; Metazoa; Chordata; Mammalia; Scandentia; Tupaiidae
Gene: CD8B
Product: CD8 subunit beta
Exons: 6
Coding region: 1-657 (218 amino acids)
Biological process (GO): regulation of immune response
Cellular component (GO): cell surface
Molecular function (GO): coreceptor activity; MHC class I protein binding
Source: RefSeq, a predicted model, not a curated record